Molecule: messenger RNA, 2106 nt
Organism: Pogona vitticeps (central bearded dragon)
Lineage: Eukaryota; Metazoa; Chordata; Lepidosauria; Squamata; Agamidae
Product: cholinesterase
Biological process (GO): acetylcholine catabolic process; choline metabolic process
Cellular component (GO): plasma membrane
Molecular function (GO): acetylcholinesterase activity
Source: RefSeq, a predicted model, not a curated record
CACUGACUUUCCUGUAUAUCCUGAUCUCUCCCUGGGUGUUAUUUGUAACUGUUUCACUUCUCAACACCCACUCCAGCGAUUACAUCUGAGGAGCAAAGGGACACCGAGGAGCUAUAAAACCACAUGUGGGAGAAAGGAGUUGUGGCAACCAUGUUUCAUCUCAUCCCUUUAUUCUUCCAUCUUUCCUGCUUUCUCUCACUGACUUCCAUCUCCGCCUCUGAGGAGGACACAGUGGUCGUCACCAGCACCGGCCCUGUCAAAGGCAAACAGGUCCCAGCAGGAUCAGGCUCUGUGACGGCCUAUCUAGGCAUCCCCUAUGCUGAGCCCCCACUGGGGAAACUGCGUUUCCAGAAGCCCCUCCCUCAUCAGCCAUGGAGCCACAUCUUGGAGGCCACCAGUUUUGGCAACUCUUGUCCCCAGACAAAUGUUUCUGGCUUCCCUGAUGCAGACAUAUGGGUUGCCAAUACACCAUUCUCAGAGGACUGUCUCUUCCUCAACAUCUGGGUGCCUCGCCCACGGCCUUCCACCCCACUGCCUAUCCUUGUAUGGAUCCAAGGGAUGGGUUUUAUCACUGGCACAGCCUCGCUGGAUAUCUACAAUGGAGCACUCUUAGCUGCUAGAGAGAAAGUGAUUGUGGCCUCCAUGAAUUACCGCCUAGGAGCUCUGGGCUUUCUAUAUCUGCCACCCUACGCUCCAGGAAAUAUUGGCUUAUGGGACCAACAUCUUGCUCUGAAAUGGAUAAGAGACAAUGCAGAGGUCUUUGGUGGAAACCCAGCUCAACUGACUCUCCUUGGCCACAGUGCUGGGGCAGCCAUGGUGGGAUUCCACCUGCUCUCACCAAUAAGCCAACCUCUUUUUUCUCAUGCUGUGCUUCAGAGCGGCGUUCCCAAUGCUCUCUGGCCUUGGAAAAGCCCUGAAGAGGCCAGACUGGAAACGGUGUCCGUCAGCAGCUCAGUGGGGUGUGCUAACCAUAGCCACAGUGCUGUAGUGAGCUGCUUACAAGGUAUAGAGAUUGGUGGCAAGGAAUUUUCUCAUCUCGCUACUGUCAACUCGUUGACAACAGAUGGAGAGUUCCUUCCAGAUGAGCCCCGGAAGCUUUUGGAGACGGCCAGUUUUCGUGGCAAAUCUGUUCUCACUGGCAUCACAGCUGAUGAAGGAUCUACCUUCGUGAUGCUCAUGUAUUCUGACACCAAGACAAACGGUGGGAUUUUGACCUGGAAGCAGUUCCUUCAAGGAGUGAUGGGGACGAUGAAAAGAGGAACCGACGAAGCCGUUGCCAAGACGCUAGCGUCGAAGUUCAGCGAAGGUUUUCACGGACCAGAGCGGUACCGUUUGGCAUUUGCCCAAUAUAUGAGAGAUUACUUCUUUGUGUGUGCAUUGGAUGAAUUUGCUGCAAAGAUCAGAGAAGCUGGGAGACCAGCGUAUGUUUAUUCCUUCGAUCAUCGCACCUCUAGCUCCAUCUGGCCUGAAUGGGUAGGGAUGCCCUAUGGCGCUGAGAUACCUUACUUGUUUGGAAGCUUUGCAUCAGCUUUGCCGACGAACCAAACUGUCACAGAGGCUGAGGAGGUGCUGAGCCACAGGGUGAUGCAGUACUGGUCCGCGUUUGCCAGAAAUGGGCAUCCCACUGGGUCUACAGAUGAGGUGCAGUGGCCCCCGUACAAUGCCAUGGAGAAGAACUACUUCCACAUCAGCACCGGGACGCCCCAGAUCAAACCGAUAUCGCCAGCCCCACACUGUGAUUUCCUAGCCACACUUUGAAUAUGACUCACACAAAUCAAUCCUAAGAAGCUUCUGCUUUGUCCUGUUGAGGACCUCCCUCCCAGUGUUUGUGGGGAUCUUCCUAAGGGACCUGGGGCAAAGAGACAGUCACUCAGGAACUGGAUGCCACAGAGUGUUCUAUGUUCAUGUAUUCCACUCGAGCAUCAAUUCAAUUUUAUUUGUACGAUCAACAGAUCAGAUGUCCACUGGAGCAUCAUUCCUGGUCCAAUGGUAGUGGCUGCAUUGGGCUUGAUACUCAGGUCUCUCAAUCCUCUGGAUCCAUUCCCAGUGCAGUGCCAGGAAUACUGCUGCUAUAAACAAUAAAGUUGUGGCCAUUUCUUCCCCAAA